GAAUUUCUGCUUUGUAAUCUGGUUUUCUGGUUCUUUUUAUUCGCUAGGACAUUUCACCAAGAUGGGUGAACAAAUGUCUUUGAAAAUCGCCUACGUAAUCGCGCUGGUGGUCGCCGCAGUUUUGGGCAUAGUGGCUCUUGGACUUAAUGACAAUUUCGGAAAGAGUUCAGUCAGCAGAAUUCGGUGCUCUGACGCCUUCACAGUUAUUGGCGUUAUAUUGCUGCUAGGUGCGGCGAUUUUAUUCCUAGUUAUCAUGUUUCUCAAAACGGAUGCAGCGCGGAUUAUCUUCAUCGUGACUCUUGUUGUCGCGGCAGUUGGACUAAUCAGCUACAUCAUCGCCUGUGGCUGCUUGUUUCAGGGAACACCCGGCUAUCCAUCAUGGCUAUUAUCGGCUUUGUGGGUAUCAAUCGCAGCAGUUGCAAUAUCGAUUACCUUUAUAUUCAAUAACCCACUCGAAUAAUCCCAAUCUACCAUAAAGUUCGUCGUAAUUUUCUUGUUGUUUUUCGUCAAUUUAUUUUGUGCUAGUUUGGCUACGUCAGUAUCUGUAAGACAAAAUCACCACUUGUUAUCACUUGCCAUUUUCGCCGGUUAGGCAGCAGCUUCUCGCCCUAGCAGUUCUUCUUUCUGAAGCCACCGAUUCUUGAAACAUUUAAGCAUGUAGUCUAAUAUGAAACCGAAGAGUGGAAGACCAUCGGUGUUUAUAUGUAUGGAGUUUCCAAACAUAAGCAUCUAUGAAACUGAAUCACUCCACUGUUGAAAAGCGUAUAACAGAUGAAGGCGAAAAUCUAGCAGCAAUUUUAGUCGCGCCAUCGAGUUGGUGCUAUUGGCUGUAAGGAACCAAAUUGGCUUUUCUUGAAAAACUUAUUACGUCAUGAUCAACGGAUUCAUGUAAAGCGCUUUCGAACCUUCUGUUCAAACCGUUUGAGAUAUAUUCAUGCAUCUUUGAAGCGAUUGUUUUCUUGGGUCUGGUGUGGUUAUUCUGAAGAUAAAAAGCGUUUUGGAUUCUCUUUUUGAACUAAAGAAUUCUAAACAAUAUUCGUGUAACUUGUGUCAGAAAUUAAACCUGAUGCACCGAAAAUCAAGUGAAUUUUUGAAUGAAAUUUACUUUAAGGGAAAAUAAAAGUCA
This is a messenger RNA of Opisthorchis viverrini, 1126 nucleotides long. RefSeq lists its product as hypothetical. The record is from RefSeq and is a predicted model, not a curated record. NCBI's taxonomy places the organism in Eukaryota, Metazoa, Platyhelminthes, Trematoda, Opisthorchiida, Opisthorchiidae. Bases 62 to 460 code for a protein of 132 amino acids. The transcript is spliced from 3 exons.